This is a messenger RNA of Mercenaria mercenaria, 624 nucleotides long. RefSeq lists its product as uncharacterized. The record is from RefSeq and is a predicted model, not a curated record. The transcript has 6 exons. Lineage: Eukaryota; Metazoa; Mollusca; Bivalvia; Venerida; Veneridae. The coding region runs from base 104 to 550 and encodes 148 amino acids. Gene Ontology annotation, molecular function: calcium ion binding.
UGUCAACUUUUAUCUUCUGUGAGCCUAGAUUUGUUCGAGCUGCGAAACGGCUUGUUCAUAACGUGUCGAGGCAUCAUCAGCAAAAGCAAUUCAGCCAUUCGAGAUGAAGCUUACAAUAAUUUUUGUUGCUCUGAUCAGCACAGCAUAUGGGGUCAACCACAUGUGCUGGAGCGUGGACAGGAUAGCACAAGAGGUCAUGGCACAAACGGACAAGAAUAAAGAUGGUAUAAUAACUUACAAUGAGUUCUCAGACGAACUCAUGGUUAACUGGAACUUGUCCAAUACCUCGUGUUUGUCCUACAGUGACUUCGUCGGAAAUUGGAUGAGCAAAUUUCACGAUCAUCACGACACUGCACACAAGUUCUUCAAUAAUUUAGACCUUUCCGGUGAUGAGCAGCUGUGCCUUCUCGAUGUAGCUGUUCAACUUGUCACGUACGAUACGAACCCAGUCGACGGUCAGAUACAACCAGCUGAGUUCAAUGCCUUCAUGCAUGCCAUGCAUCCCGACUCUCAUCAGAACCUUGGUCAUGGGCAUGGACAUGGAUGCUAAGUACAUGUAUAUACUACAUGUAUAUAUGAACACGUGUUAUAUAAAAUCAGUAAAAUAAAUCAUUUACUAGUAAA